AUGCGAAAGGUAGAGACCCCCACGCAGAUCUCUGCCAUCUGUCUACUCUGGAGGUCGCUCGAGGCCGGGCUUACUAUUGGAAACCGCCUUCCCCGUGGCUUGCAAAGCCCAGGGAAACCCAAACAUGAAUGGUUUCUCCAGAAAGAUUCAGAAGGAGACACACCUUCACUUAUCAACUGGCCUUCCAGAGUAAAAGUUAGAGAGAAAUUGGUGAAAGAGGAAAGUGCUCGCAGCAGCCCUGAAUGUGCCUCAGACCCUCUAACUCAGAGGAGACACCAGCCAGCCUCAGUCCAUUAUAUGUCUCUGCAGUCAGAAACAUCUGCUUUUGACAGGGUGGCCAGCAAGCCAGCGGUUUCCAGCCGCCAGCCAAUCCACGGCUACAUUCAGCCAGCGGGUCAUGCUCACACCGCCAGGCUGGUAGCCUCUGAAAAACUAGAGCGUUUCUCUGGUAGCGACCAGGUGGAACCAACCACUUCCAGCUUCACAAAAUUUCCCAGACCUAGUACCCCAGAAGAGGAGGGAGAAAGGGAUGAAAACCUUGAACUUCACAUCUAUGAACCCGAUGCCAAAGAAGAUAGCGGGAGAGCAGAAGCCCUGGGGAAAAGCAGGAAAACCUACCUGGAGCCUCACGAGCAGGGAAACACUGAAGAUCCUUCUGGGGGCAGCAGCCAAAGGCAGCCAACAACUCACCCGGGCAGGCAGAGAGCCAGCACCUCAGAACUGUGGCAGAACCGCGAGAGCCAAGGCCAGCCAGCCGAAGAAGCCCAGGACCAGCCUCCCGAGAAAGAUGGAAGGAGGGAGACGGUCAUGUAUAUUCAAAAUAGACCUUCUUCCGAGACCGCCCCAUCCAAACGCCCCAAGCAGGAGGUAUCCACCAGGAGACACAAACUCCUCGCUCGCUCGCUCUCAGAUCACACUGGUGACCCCAAACCCACGCCAGAAAUCUUUAAAGGCAUGGAAACGGAUUCAAAGAAAGAUCUGGAGUUUCAGCGCGCCAGAGAUGAGGCAUUGCCUGGAGAAGUUGGCACGGUGGACACAAAGGUCUCUGUUGCCCAGCUCCGAAAUGCCUUUCUGGAGUCUGUCAGUGCCAACAAGAAAUCUGAACUUCAAUCACGGGUUGAGCGCUCAACCACAGGGAUUGAUUCUCCUACCAAAGCGGAACAGGAGAGAGGGUCCCGGAAGCCAAGACGGUAUUUUUCUCCUGGAGAAAGUAGAAAAACUUCUGAGAGAUUUAGGACUCAACCUAUAACUUCAGCAGAACGAAAGGAGAUGGAUAGAUCUACUUCAAAUUCAGAAAUGCCAACUGCUGAGGAUGAAGAAAAAUUGGAUGAACGCGCCAAGCUGAGUGUUGCUGCCAAAAGGCUCCUUUUCAGGGAAAUGGAAAAAUCAUUUGAUGAAAAAAAUAUUCCAAAGCCACGUUCCAGAAAUGCAGCCGUGGAGCGCCGCCUGCGCCGUUUGCAGGACAGGUCUCACACACAGCCCAUCACCACAGAGGAAGUGGUCAUUGCAGCAACGGAACCUAUCCCUGCUUCUCAUUCUGUGACCAGCCACACUGUCAUGGCAAGAAUUCCUAAUCCCACUGUAGUUAAGAGCCCUGUACAACCUACCAGUUUGCAGGCAUCGGCACACCAAAAAGCACUAGCUAGGGAACAGGCAAAUGAGGCCAAAGAUUCUGCUGAACAAGGUGAACCUGAUUCCUCUACUCUGAGCUUAGCUGAGAAGCUGGCCUUGUUUAACAAACUGUCCCAGCCAGUCUCAAAAGCAAUCUCUACCCGAAACAGAGUGGACGCUAGGCAGAGGAGGAUGAAUUCUCGGUACCAAACCCAGCCAGUCACACUUGGAGAAGUGGAACAGGUCCAGAGUGGGAAGCUCAUGCCUUUCUCCCCAACUAUUAACACAUCUGUAUCAACUAUGGCAUCAACAGUGGCUCCAAUGUAUGCAGGGGAUCUACGAGCCAAGCCAUCGGUGGAAGAAAAUGCAAGUGCUGCUGACUUUGGGCUCCAUUCACCUAUAGAAAAUGCAGAAUUCCCAGUGAAGAGCAUCCUAAAGUCACCAGUAUGGCAACCUUCAGGGGAGGAUAUAGGAAGCAAUAGAGGAUUAAGGGAAUUUGGGGAGAUGGUGGAAACUGAGAGAGUAUUAGCUCCAGAUGAGAGUGAGAUGAAGAAGAACAGGUCCUUUGAGGAAGAAGGGAUUUCCUGCCUCUUCCUAAAUAAAAUGGGGGAAAGAGACAACCAAAGAAAAUAUGUUCCAAGAAAAAGCAGCAUGGAGCAAACUGACCUCCCAGUGCCCUGUCAUGAAGAGCUGUGGGAGUUUUCCAUUUCCAAAAGCACCGGACAGGGAAAACAGGACCUGAAGGAAAUACAGUACUUGGAAGAGAAGAUGGAUUUGGAAAGUGUCACAAAAAACAGGUUUUUGCUAAGAGGUAAAAAGAUCAUGUUCACCUCCUGGAUUUUUGUUAACUUCUUCUCAUUGUUCUUUUUGCCUGAUUUGCUACAUUUGCUUCCCAAAUCACACAAGUUCUCAUAG
Gracilinanus agilis (Agile Gracile Mouse Opossum) is the source of this 2526-nucleotide messenger RNA. Its product is annotated as supervillin-like. The record is from RefSeq and is a predicted model, not a curated record. NCBI's taxonomy places the organism in Eukaryota, Metazoa, Chordata, Mammalia, Didelphimorphia, Didelphidae. The transcript has 10 exons. The coding region runs from base 1 to 2526 and encodes 841 amino acids.